This is a messenger RNA of Adineta steineri, 678 nucleotides long. NCBI's taxonomy places the organism in Eukaryota, Metazoa, Rotifera, Eurotatoria, Adinetida, Adinetidae. The record is from the annotation of a GenBank genome assembly.
AUGUCGAAGAAUUCGUUUUUUCGAAAACGUAUUAAACUAGCAAUUGAUGUCGAUGAUGAUGAUGGACGACGAGAUGUAUGUGGUCGAAAACGAGUUGAUGUUAUUGAUUGUUUAUUCGAUUCAUCAUCUGAUGAAAAUGAUGAUACAAAUAUUCUUAAUCAAAAUACAAAUAUACUUUGGUUAACCUUUGCUGAAAUAUGCCAUAUUCGUUCUGUUCUUACUGAAACAACCCUCAGUACACUUAUGUUUAAUCAAGAUAAACAAUAUUCAAAAAUUAUUCAUGGAAAUUUAUGUUUUCGAUGUCGAAAACAGAUUUAUUCAUUAUUUUUCCUCUCAUCUUUUCUUUAUUCUACAAAUUCUUCUCUUUGUUAUAUAUGUCAACAGAGAAUAUGUAAAAAAUGUUCGUUAUCAAAUUUUUUACCACCUUUAUCAACACAUUUAUUUCCUGUUCAAAUAAAUACUUUAAUGAAAUUAUCAUCAAAUUCUAUUGAAAAUGAAAUGAGUUACAAAACAAAAAUCAAUCCACGAAUAAAAUCAAUCUGUUAUGAUUGUUCACAGAUAUUUAACGAACCUACAAAAUUUUCACGAUACUCAAUCAAAAUAUCAACUCCCGAUGUACAUCAAUCAUUUUUUUCUCGAAUUUGGUCAUUCAAUUUCAAUAUAACACGAUAUUUAUAA